UGAAACAAGUAUUACAUCAGCCAGAGCGUCUGUGAUGAUUUAUGAUGACAACAGCAAAAAAUGGGUUCCAAGUGGAACAUCGUCGGGUCUUAGUAAAGUACACAUUUUUAAACAUGUGAUCAAUAAUACAUUCCGUGUAGUUGGAAGAAAAUUGCAAGACCAUGAGGUUGUUAUUAACUGUGUCAUUUUAAAGACUCUAAAAUAUAACCAAGCAACAACAACAUUCCACCAAUGGAGGGAUAAUAAACAUGUAUAUGGCUUGAACUUUAGUAGCAAAGAAGAUGCUGAUUCUUUUGCACGAGCUAUGGUUUAUGCUCUUGAGGUUCUAGAUUCUGUAUCUAGGAAUAAUAUUAAUAAUCCUCACAAUCAUAUACUACCUCCAGCACCUCCUAUAUAUCAACAAGCAAAUGGACAAUAUGAUGAAGAUAUGGGAUACAGAGAUUGGUGUACAAAUAAUGUACCUAAUCAUUUCAGAAGCUUGACGAAAGAUGAUGCUGCCAUUAUCCAAGAAAGAAGAAUGUCUCAGCAAAAUCAAAUCGUUAGCACAACAAACGGUUUACCAACAAUUCCACCUGCACCUCCUCAGUUGCCUACUUCAGGUCACCACCGCACAUCAUCAGCUCCACCAGCACCAGUUCCUCCUCCUCCUCCACCAGGUAUGUCUAGCCCUAUGCCUCCUCAACCACCUCCAAUGCCUGGCAGUAUACCAAGACCUAGUAGUAAUGGAGAACCUGAUCACAGUGAAUCUGUUGCUGACCAAACAUCGUCUUUAGCUGUACAGUUACAGGCGGCUCGUUUAAAACGUACCAAUAAGCAGCAUCCAGCUGAAAAUAGCGGCUCAUCUACGAGUAGUGCUAGCAGUGGCGGAAGUGGAAAUUAUGGAACCCUUGGUAGAAAUGCAAAUGGUGGCCAAACUGGUAUGGCAUCAAUGAUGGAUGAAAUGGCACGUACAUUAGCAAGACGUCGAGCUGCUGUUGAAAAGAAAGAACCAGUUGAUUGUCCUCAGGAUGAAAGUGUAUCACCUGGCGACAAAAAAAAUUGGAAUCGUAAUGAUAGUCAAAAAAGCUCAUUAAAUGGUUGUGAAAGUCCUAAACUUGGCCGAAAACAAUUGUCUGCUACUUCCACUGAAGACUUAAUAGCAUCUAAGACGUUUGGAGACAAUUGUAUAUCAAAUAUAUCAUUAGAGUUACAGACAUUAAAACAAGAUAUACUACGUGAAAUACGCAAAGAAUUAAACCGAAUGAAAUUGGACAUCAUUGAAAGCUUAAAAGUCGAGAUAAGCAAAAGAUAAAUGAACAACAAUCUAUCAAACAAGUAUCAAAUUAUUAAUAUUCAUUUUCAAUUUUAUAUUGAUUCGAUGCUUGUUCUUUUUCUAUUAAGUGAACAUUUUCGAACUGAAUCUCAUUUUAUUACUGUUAUAUGAUUUAGGUACACUCAUAGAUAAUAUUAUUGUAAACCUAUUUAUGACUUAACUCA
Melanaphis sacchari is the source of this 1476-nucleotide messenger RNA. RefSeq names its product protein enabled-like. Lineage: Eukaryota; Metazoa; Arthropoda; Insecta; Hemiptera; Aphididae. The record is from RefSeq and is a predicted model, not a curated record. Gene Ontology annotation, molecular function: SH3 domain binding.